UUCCGGUUUGACGGAGUUCACAGUCGGAAGAGUUUGGGUGUCUUUAAAGAGCAAACUGCUUCAUGAGACUAAUAUAAACUGAUUCGUCGUUAUUGAACCAAAUGGCGUCAAAGCCGGAUCCCUUUGAAUUUCGAGAAUUUGAAGAAGCUGAAAGCUUGUUGGAAAGUGACAGAGAUGCAGUCACCAUCAGCAUGGAUGAGGACGUUCUGAAGCCUCAGAGGCAAAAAGCAGCAGGAGGUUUCGGAGGAGAUGAUGAAGAUCCACCGAGUGGAGAUGACAAGGAAGAGCUUCUCUCUGGGAAAACCAAAACUGCUCCUUUUUGGACGUUUGAAUACUACCAAAAGUUCUUUGACAUCGAGACUCACAAUGUGAAGGAGCGGAUUAUCGGAUCGAUGCUGCCGUGGCCAGGAAAGAACUUCAUUCAUGUCUACCUUCGCAGAAAUCCUGAUCUUUAUGGACCGUUCUGGAUUUGUACUACUCUCGUGUUUGCUAUUGCCAUAAGUGGAAACUUCUCCAAAUUUAUAGUGAAUUUAGGCAAACCGGAGUUCAAGUACACUCCAGAGUUUCAAAAAGUGACGAUCGCUGCCACCGCGGUCUUCUCCUACGCUUGGUUGGUGCCUCUCGCACUUUGGGGUUUGCUUCUGUGGCGAAACAACAAGGUCAUGAGUUUGGUGACUUAUUCUUUCAUAGAGAUCGUCUGCGUCUAUGGAUAUUCGCUUUCAGUUUACAUUCCCGUAGUGGUCCUGUGGGGCAUUCCCCAAGAGUGGUUGCGGUGGUGCUCUGUCGUGGUGGCGCUCUGCCUCUCGGGUUCCAUUCUGAUGAUCACUUUCUGGCCCGCGGUCCGAGACGACCAUCCCAAAGUCAUGAUCGCCAUCUUGUUAGGUAUCGAACUCCUCAACGUCCUGCUGGCCGUCGGCUGCAUGACCUACUUCUUUAGCAAACCAGAAGCCAUGCCACCAGCUCACAGCUUGCCUGUGACUAAAGCAGUGAAUGCUUCAGCCCCAGCGGGAGCAACUCGCACGGUCUGAAGGUUCUCUUGUUGCCUUAUUAGAGGGAAUCGUAUUUCCGUGCAGGUGAAGUCAUGGGCCGUCUGGAUUUCACCCACACUGGGAGAUUCUGGCUUCACACAUUAAACCUUGCGUGUAUUGGUGGUUCGGCUGCGUGACCUCUGAAAAGGAACACUCGCACCGAGUAUGUUAUUUCUAAUGGGAUGGGUCCUGAGCUUCCUUAAAGAUAAAUGGUGUCUGGUGUUACAAAGUGCACAUGAUCCCUCGCUCAGUAUGGCAGUUUAAACUUUAUAGCUCUGAUGCUAAAAUAUUUAGAUAACCAGUUUGUGCAUUAAUGGGAGCGGCAUCCAUGGCAUUUUGUUUUAUGCAUUUUUUAUAUCUGAAUAAUUCGAACUGCCUCGUUUAGAGAUUAAAUUUAUAAUGCACAUGUUUAGUGGCCUCAAGUAAUGCCAAAGGCCUCUCCUAAAUUUUCAAACGAUUAUGUAAAUAUUUUUGUAAUCUUUUUUUUUUAUGACAAAAGUGCAUUUGUUAAAAUGUACAGAGAUUAUUAUUCCUUUCUUGGUGAGAGUGUUUCUGUCAUCUUUAUUGUUGUAUUUGUUCAUUAAAUAAUUCAUUGCUGAAUUUGAUUGUUGAGCUGAAGUUACAGUUCAUCCACUUCCAGGAACGAAUCGAGCUUGGUUAAUCAAUUGUUUUCUCGUUGUGAACAAAUAAAUAGAUGGUUCAACGUUUUUGGAUGUACGCUGUUUUUUCUGGAUGUUCAUGUCAUUUAUAUUAUCAAUAAUAGAAACAUAACAGCUUCUAGAUAACUGAGACCAUUAAAAUAUUUAUAAACUGUG
Salarias fasciatus (jewelled blenny) is the source of this 1843-nucleotide messenger RNA. RefSeq names its product Yip1 domain family, member 1 (gene yipf1). The transcript has 10 exons. Gene Ontology annotation, biological process: vesicle-mediated transport. Gene Ontology annotation, cellular component: membrane; Golgi apparatus. NCBI's taxonomy places the organism in Eukaryota, Metazoa, Chordata, Actinopteri, Blenniiformes, Blenniidae. The coding region runs from base 102 to 1028 and encodes 308 amino acids. The record is from RefSeq and is a predicted model, not a curated record. Gene Ontology annotation, molecular function: small GTPase binding.